UAUUUUUCAUAUAGUUUUAACUCACGCCUAUUUAGGUUAGGCAGAAAGUACAUUUAUUUUUUAAAUCCAGAUUAAUUUAUAUUUAAAUUCUUCUUUUCAGAUGGCUACGCUGUUGGAUAGAUUCAGUACGUAUGAUGAUGGAUGGUGUGUCCCGUUUUUAAAACCCAUUGAAAUGGCCAAAGCUGGGUUUUCAUACUUUGGCACUAAGGAUCAAGUGAAAUGUUAUUUUUGCUCGCAAGUCCUGGAUAGUUGGCAAGAAGGAGAUGAUCCAUUAGAUGAACAUAGGCUUCACUCUCCGCAAUGUCUAUUUGUUUGUGCAACCAAAAGUGAUGACAUACAAGUAAUUACUCUUGAGGAUCGUUUAAGAACUUUUGUUGAUAAAUGGUCGUUAGAGUUCUUAAAACCUAUCCAAAUGGCCAAAGCCGGGUUUGCAUACUUAGGAUUUCAAGAUCGUGUGAAAUGUUUGUCAUGUUGGAAUGACUUUGAAAAUUGGGAUCACCGUGAUGAUCCGUUAGCUAAACAUAUAUUUCAGUCUCCACAGUGUCCAUUUGUUCUUGAACCCACAAAUGACCUUCAGGAGAUAAUGCUUAAAGAUCGUUUGAAAACAUUUGAUGAUGGUUGGAGUGUUAAGUUUUUAAAACCUGUCGAUAUGGCCAAAGCAGGAUUCAUUUACUUAGGCAUUCAAGAUCAUGUAAAAUGUUUGUCAUGCACAGAAGACUUUCAUGAUUGGCAACAAAAUGAAGAUCCGUUAGUUAAACAUCUAGUUCAGUCUCCCCAAUGUCCAUUUCUUCGUGAACCCAAAAUUAGUUAUGAUGUGUGUGGUCCUUAUAGUAGUGAACCUUCUGGGGCAUAUAUAGAGGCAAGCCAGAUUCAAGACUGUUUAGAUUCUGUAGGCAUUAUACAAAAAUUAGAGCCACUUACAUAUCCAGAAUUUAAUAACCUCGAUGCACGCUUGAAAUCAUUUGAUAAAUGUUUGGUAACAUUGGUGCAAGAUAUUAAUACACUAUGCGAAGCUGGAUUUUUUUAUAAAGGAAAUGGUACAGAUGAUAUAAUGUCGUGUUUCUACUGUAAUCUAGUGCUGUAUAACUGGGAUAAUAAAGAUGAACCGUGGACAGAACAUGCCAGAUAUUCAAAGAAUUGUAGUUAUUUGCUAUUAAAAACAAGCAAAAUCUUUGUUGAUAAAGUACACGGUGUGGAAAGUGAUAUUACAAAAUCCAAUAUAAUAAAAUUAGUCAAGUUGAUUGCUAAAUAUGGAGAUACUUAUAUUGUUGGAACUAGUAUGAAAAUAAAGUCGACAAAAAAAAUACUUGAUUUGUUACAAAAUACUGACUUGAGUGAAAUUAAAAUAUCAUUUGAUGAAAACCAACAUCUUUCUCGAGCUCAAAAUCCUAAUACAAUACCAGAUUAUAUGUUAUGCAAGAUUUGCUAUAAGGAAGAAAUCGCAGUGGCUUUUGUUACUUGUGGUCACACCAUUGCCUGCAUUCAAUGUGCUUUAACAAUUGUACAGUGUGCUGUUUGUAGACACCCAUUCAACAAGGCAAUGAGAGUAUACUUAUCCACAGAUAAAGAUCCCAAACUAGUACCCGAAAGUUCAUCAAAAGGUUCUGACAACAAAUUGGACUCGACACUUUGCAAAGUUUGUCAUAAAGAAGACAAGGUAACGGUAUUUAUACCUUGUAGACAUGUAUAUGCGUGUGCCAAAUGUGCAGAAGAAAUGGACGAGUGCCCUGUAUGUACAGAAAAUGUCUGUUCUUUUAUUCAAUUACACAUGUAGGAUAUAAGUAGUACACUUAUGAUAUGUUCUCUAGACAAUUAAAAACAAAUAUCAAAUUAUUUAACAACUAAACUUCUUGUGAUGGUUCUAGUCAAUCGGAAAAAUAUUAUUUUUAUCCCAUUCGCGGUGACAAAAUAAUGGUAGUGAAUUUUCCGAUUUUAAUUCUGUAAAAGCUUCAAAGUUGCCAAAGGUUAAUUUAAAUUUAUACACACUAACAAGUUAUAUCGCACUAUGUAUAAUGAAUUUACUAUACAACCCUCCUUAUAAUAUGAAUGACUAGAACCACCUUAAUUGCUUUUAGAGAAAUGCUCAUAUUUAA
Myzus persicae (green peach aphid) is the source of this 2093-nucleotide messenger RNA. Its product is annotated as death-associated inhibitor of apoptosis 1-like. The record is from RefSeq and is a predicted model, not a curated record. Gene Ontology annotation, molecular function: ubiquitin protein ligase activity; cysteine-type endopeptidase inhibitor activity involved in apoptotic process. NCBI's taxonomy places the organism in Eukaryota, Metazoa, Arthropoda, Insecta, Hemiptera, Aphididae. Gene Ontology annotation, biological process: negative regulation of apoptotic process; regulation of cell cycle; positive regulation of protein ubiquitination. The coding region runs from base 101 to 1774 and encodes 557 amino acids. The transcript has 7 exons. Gene Ontology annotation, cellular component: nucleus; cytoplasm.